Molecule: messenger RNA, 318 nt
Organism: Protopolystoma xenopodis
Lineage: Eukaryota; Metazoa; Platyhelminthes; Monogenea; Polystomatidea; Polystomatidae
Source: the annotation of a GenBank genome assembly
CCCUUAGAGCCAUGCGACUUGGUCAGUCUCAACAUGCUUCUUUCACGCGCAGAGAUUAGUUUACCUUCUGCUAAUCCACAGCGACAGACGGCUCUAAUGUUAGCAGCAAUGCAUGGACGGCUUGAUUUGGUGCGUACAUUGGUUGAGAAUUACUCGGCAGAUGUUAAUCAUCGUGAUGCUGAGGGCAGCACUCCACUUAUGGGAGCAGCUGAGCAUAAUUUUGUAGGUGUGGUUCGCUUUCUUCUCACUUGUUCGGAGUUGGACACUGAGCUCAAAGAUAAAAUAGCGCUAUUUGUCUCUUCAGUUUUUUUCGUUUGA